UCGAAAACUGGGAUCAGUGGCCGCUGAUUCCAAUCUGAAUCGGGCGAUGUUCGAUCGGAUUUCCCGUUUCUUGAAACCCUGCUUAUGGGCUAAGAGGUUGAAAGUCGAAACUACUAAUGACAAAUGGAGAAGUGUUGAGGAUGGAGGGUGGGUUUGACGCGGUCCUAACGGUCGGGUUGAGAUUACAGUGUAGAUAGACAAAAUGAUGGCUGAAGAUCUAGGCGUUGAAGCUAAAGAAGCUGCAGUUCGCGAGGUUGCAAAGCUAUUGCCUCUUCCAGAGCUUUUGUCAUCCAUAGCUUCAAUCAAGUCAGAUUACAUAACUCGUCAGCAGGCAAAUGAUGCACAACUCAGUACAAUGGUUGCAGAGCAGGUAGAACAGGCACAUGCUGGGCUUGAAGCUCUUGCCUUGUCUCAGAAGACAAUAAACCAGCUUCGGGAUAACUUUCUUGGUAUUGAAAAGCUGUGUCAAGAAUGCCAAACACUGAUUGAAAACCAUGAUCAGAUAAAGCUCCUCAGCAAUGCAAGGAACAACUUAAAUACAACUCUGAAGGAUGUGGAGGGGAUGAUGUCUAUUUCUGUAGAAGCGUCUGAAGCACGGGAUUCUUUGCGUGAUGAUAAAGAACUCAUAAGCACAUAUGAGAGGUUAACAGCACUAGAUGGAAAAAGGAGGUUUGCAUUAGCAGCUGCAGCAUCCCACAAGGAAGAGGUUGGCAGGCUAAGGGAAUAUUUUGAAGAUGUAGAUCAGACUUGGGAAACAUUUGAAAAGACAUUAUGGGGCCACAUUGCAAAUUUCUUCAAACAUGCAAAAGAAAGUCCACAGACAUUGGUUCGUGCAAUUAGAUGGACUUACCAGUUCUUGGAUAUUCUUCUUGGCAAUACUUCUUAUUAA
Molecule: messenger RNA, 889 nt
Organism: Macadamia integrifolia
Lineage: Eukaryota; Viridiplantae; Streptophyta; Magnoliopsida; Proteales; Proteaceae
Product: exocyst complex component SEC6-like
Exons: 10
Coding region: 203-889 (228 amino acids)
Biological process (GO): exocytosis; exocyst localization
Cellular component (GO): exocyst
Molecular function (GO): SNARE binding
Source: RefSeq, a predicted model, not a curated record